Molecule: messenger RNA, 730 nt
Organism: Paramecium octaurelia
Lineage: Eukaryota; Ciliophora; Oligohymenophorea; Peniculida; Parameciidae
Source: the annotation of a GenBank genome assembly
AUGAACACAACGAGUGUUUAAAAUAAUUAAGAUAUUUAUUUAUAAUUUGCUUCUUCUUAGUGCAUGAAAUCUUAGAAUUCUAAAAAACCUAAUCUGAAGAUUACACUCAAUAAGAAAUCGAUGACACAAUUGGUGAAUUCUGAUAAACCUCCAAGUUCGAAAUGUUCUUAGAAGACAGCAUCUUCAAAUGGAAAGGUAAGAAAUGUGGUGUAUAUGAAUGAUUUAGACCACGACUUCAUCCAAGUAGUUGUGUUUCAAAUUCCAGGACAACCAGUCAACAGCCAAUCCAUCAGUAAUUUCUGAGGGGGACAAGAAAUGUAAGUUAUCAUAAUUAAUCAUAAGCACUUGAACCAGAUCAAUCAUCACUAAUUUAAUUGCUGAUUCAAGAAAAUUUGGAAUUGCAAAAGCAAAACUCAGACAAGGACACCAUUAUUUCCAGACUCAUCACUAACAAAAAACCAGUCAUUUUAUAAAGAGCAAAUACGUCGAAUACCCAGAGGACUCCUGAGAAAUGCAUGACUACGUAUUUAAUUCAACAAGAACAUCUAGAAAAAAGUUGCAGCAAAACACCUGUGACAAGAGAUCAAAUUCACCUCUCGGUUUCACUUUUUGUAAUGUCGACGAAGAGAAUGAAGAAAAAGAAAUCCAGAGUCAACCCAUGACUCGGUCUCAAAAAAGACUGCCAAAGGAGUUUUAAAUUGUACCAAAUAAGAGACGGUUUUUCAUAUGA